This is a messenger RNA of Macrobrachium nipponense, 4521 nucleotides long. Its product is annotated as alpha-2-macroglobulin-like. The record is from RefSeq and is a predicted model, not a curated record. Gene Ontology annotation, molecular function: endopeptidase inhibitor activity; protein binding. NCBI's taxonomy places the organism in Eukaryota, Metazoa, Arthropoda, Malacostraca, Decapoda, Palaemonidae. Gene Ontology annotation, cellular component: extracellular region.
AUGGCAGAGGAAAAAUCGUCUCAUAGUCAUCUCAUUUCAUCGACGUGCUUUCCGUGCAUUUCAGUCAGGGAUAUUAAAACACAGACCUGCACAUCAGCGGACGGGACCGUGCACCACCUGUAUCAAAGCUUGAAAGAGAACUGCCAAACCUGUUCUUGCGAAUACAGUUAUUGGGAUAACCGCAUCGUUAAGAAUUGCUACAAUUUUUUGUAUCAUCAGUACUGUUCCGCAAAACCUCACAGAGAUUGUGUCGUCGUUGGAACAUACAAUUCGGGAUGCUGCGAUGAAUAUUUUUGUGACAAUACAACAUGCAGAUCGGACAGGGGUCAGUACUAUGCCAUUGGGGACACCUGGAGCCCAGCCGACGAGCCUUGCAAGAAGUGCACCUGUCAGGCGGACGGAGACGCCACUAAAACCGAAUGUGUCGCCAGAAACUGCCCCGAUCCGACAGGCCCCAAUUGUCGUCCACUCACCCUGCAGUUCCAGUGCUGUCCUUACGACUGGGAUUGCUCCGACUCAUACUUAAUCACGACGCCAAGGAAAUGGGUCAGAGGGCAGGAAGCGUCAGUCUGCGUCUUCCUCAUCGGCUCACCAGACAUCACAUUGAAUUUCUCGCUCAAAGACAAUUCGGAGGUUGUGUCCCAGGUCAGCCUAGAACAAACGGCUGCAAGCGGAUACCGCUGUGUGAAUGUGACAGUUCCCAGCAGCACUGGCUAUAAUUCUGUGCUUGAAAUUUCUGGAGAAAUAAACACUGCCUCCAUCUCCGAAAAACGCGACCUGAUUCUUGUGUCCCUCUCCCAGACUUUUAUCCAAACCGACAAAUAUCUGUACAUGCCGGGCAUAGUGCAGUUCCGCAUCCUGACAUCUGGAACGAGAGCUCUCGUUUCUUAUGAAGACAUUCCAGAGAUAUGGAUCAAAUCGCCUAGUGGCAGAAGGCUGACGCAAUGGAAAAAACACUCCCAAUCCAGUUGGACUGCUGCAGUUGGACUUCCAGGCACUUACCAGAUUUUAGUAAGAACCGAAGAGACAAGAGCAUCGCAGAGUUCAAAGUGGAAGAAUAUGUGUUGCCAAGAUUUCAGCCUCACCAUUCAGCCACCCCCAUAUGUCUUGGCAACCGACACAGAGGUCGUUUUCUCUGUAUGUGCCAAGUACACCUAUGGUCAGCCUGUUAAGGGGACUCUUAAGCUGUCUUUGACCAGGUCGUGUUAUUAUCAUUUUUACUUCGAUGACCCAACCCCGUUUUUAUAUGUGGAGAAGACACUCAGCGGUUGUGACGAAGUCAGUGUAGCAACGGCUGACAUUGGUUACGUCGGAUAUCAAAUAAAAGUGAAAGGUUCUUUUGUGGAAGAGGGAACAGGCAACGUCGCGAAUGCCACAGCUUCUGUGGAAGUGCAAUUCGCAUCUUCCAUUUUAGAAACCAUCACCCCUGAAGAAAACGUGAGACCGGGACUGCCGUUUAACUUCAGAGCACAGGACCUCAUUGAAUAUCAGCAAGGCAAUCUGGGUUGGCUAUAUUCUGGUUACACUAGCACAACCCCGUCAAGAUUCUUUUCUGCAUCUCAGUCCAGUCUCAGCCUGGGGUUGCUGCCUAAGUCACACAAAUGUUCACCUGGUGGAGACACCGUCACAAUCCCUGUGAUGUUUGUGGCUAACGAUACUUCUUCCAUCAUUCUGCACAUCCAGGUGUUCUCAAGAAGUCAGAUCAUGUACACCAGCGAAGAAGUCCACGACUUCACUCCAAAUGACCUCCCAAUCAACGAGUCAGAUCUUCUGGAGCCUUUGCAACCACUCAGUGACAGCAGCCUCAUCCGAGGAUACUUCAACAUUGACAUUCCCUUAGGGCCAUUGACUUCACCUCAUCUUAAGGUCCUGAUAUGGUACUCCCGCAGCGAUGGCGAGGUCGUAUCAACCUCUGGAAGCGCAGACGUGAGCAAAUGCCUCAGGAACCCGACCUCCCUCAGGUGGGAGACGAAAACGGAUGCUUUGCCCUCGCCAAAGGAUGACGUCAGUCUCGUCCUAUCAUCCGCGCCGAGCUCCGUCUGUGGCUUAGGGGUGGUGGAUGAAAGCGUUGAACUGCUCUCUGGAGGUCAGCGAGAACCCCGACGCUUGGAACAAUAUUCCAGUUGUUCGAAGCACCAGAAGUUAGAAGUUAACCCGUGGGAAAACUCACAAGUCAAUGAUUAUCUUUAUUGCAAUGGCAAUAACAAAAACUUUGUUAUCGUCAAUGAUUAUGGCGCUGCAGGGAUGACCACCUCGGCUGAAUUUGGUAAUAUCCUCACUACAACAGACGCUACGGCAUCUUUCGCACCAAUCACAGAACCUGCCUAUUAUACUACCACGAGUGGGUAUGUGGAUAUAGUCCCUAAUCCGGAAAAAGUCGAACUCGAUAGGACCUACUUCCCUGAAACGUGGCUCUGGGAAAUCGUUGUCAUUAGCGAAAGUGGCGAGACGGUGAAGGAGGUCGAACUUCCGGCGGUGACGACGUGGGUGGGCGAAGCCGUCUGCCUCCAUCCGGAGUUGGGCAUCGGACUGAGCCCCAAGUCCUCCAUCACCUCCUUCAUGCCCUUCUUCCUAGACCUCAGUCACCCAGCCACCGCCCGCAGGAACGAGAAGGUCCCCGUCCUGGUCUCCGUCUUCAAUUACCUGACCGAAAGUCUGCCUGUGACCGUUGAGUUGCUGCAAAGCGCAGAUUACACGUCCCCGACAUAUUCGACGAAGACCUGCGUCUCCGGCAGCGGGAAGGAAGUGGUGCAGUUCCUGGUGGUGCCUCUGGAGGCCGGGGACGUCAACCUCACCUUCAGUGCCUCCAUCGACACUGCCAAUGGAAGUUGCGGCGGGAUAGUUGACGUCGAAAGGAGCGCCUUUACGUGGUGCGUCGAAAGUUAUCCUGGGACUGUCAACGGCUCAGAUAAAAUUUACAUCUCUGCUUCCGCUGACCUCCUAGGACCGACCCUUGAGAACCUAGGAAACCUGAUCCGAAUGGCCUUAUGGCUGUGUGAACAAAAGUUUUAUGCUGAACUUUGGCACACCCCAACCCCCAAACUAUACGUGAUGCAAUACCUGGCAUCGUCAGGUCAGCUCACUCCCAGUGUCGAGGAUCAGCUUCUGAACUAUAUGAAAUAUAAAGGCUACCAGCAAGAGCUACUCUACCAGCACACUGACGGAUCCUUCAGCGCCUUUGGUAAUUCGGACGCCUCAGGAUCCACUUGGCUCACAGCAUUCGUGCUGAAGUCCUUCAGUCAGGCUGAUAGUUACAUCACUAUGGACGAGGAAAUCUCUCAUCUCAUCCAAAAUUGGCUGCUGUCCCUCCAAAGCGAAAACGGCUGCUUCCAGUCUGUCGGCUUUGUGCAUAACACCAACAUGCAGGGAGGCGUCGAUGGUUCAGAAGCGUCUCUCACAGCCUACGUCCUCAUAUCUCUUCUGGAAGGGAAUCUAACCCAGGACGUCCAGGUCAUAGCAAACGCCGUCGCUUGCAUCACCACAGCCACCACAAGUAGUAGCACCUAUAUCAAGGCCCUGACGGCAUACGCUCUCUCCUUGGCGGGCGACAGCAGCGCCGCUGCUACGCUCAUUUCAGAUGUGUACAACAGUUUUGACAUCAGGAAUUCCAGGUCUGUCUCAGGCUCUGACGUUGAAGCUGCCGCCUACCUCCUUCUGGCCAUGCUGAAUGAAAGUCCAGGAUCAUACGCUGCCUGGGCACUUGAUAUUACUAAGCUUAUAUCAACUUAUCACAAUGGACAGGGAGGAUUCGUCUCGACACAGGACACAGUGGUUGCUCUGCAGUCCUUCGCAGCCUUCAGCGAAGCCUUCUCGCCCACAGGAACAGACCUCACCAUAUCAGUCACUGCUGGAAGUCAGUCGUUUGAUAUCGUCAUAAAUUCAGAGAACAGCCUUGUCCUGCAGACUAGCUACAUCACAGGCGAUCCACCAUUCAACGUCACAGUGACUUCGUCUGGGAGUGGAUGCGCUCUUGUUACGGUUACCCACAAAUACAACGUCUAUGAAGAGCCAGAGAGCUCUGCUUUUGCAAUGUCUGUCAAGACAGACCGAGAAAGGUGCUCCUCUAUCAGUUCCCUGCAAAUUUGUGCUUCCUACGUCAAGGAGGACUCCGUAUCCAACAUGGCUGUGAUGGAGGUCGACCUCCAAACAGGAUACUCGGCAGAUGAGGACGACUUGAGAGGUCUCGUCGCUCAACAAGUCAUCAAGCGUUAUGAGCGGCUUUUCAGAUCUGGAAUUGCUCGUAAGUACAAUAUGGCAUGUAUGCGCCUCAGUGGCGUGGUCGGUUUGGUCUUGGCCUGCCACCUCGGUGCCCCUCCAUUGGGUCUUCACUCGUCAACUCCUCUGAAUGACACUCGAACAGCUAUGGAAGGUCUCCUUAUUCCAGUUCCGUUAGGUCCUCAUUCGUCAACUCCUUCUGAAGAGACUCAAGCAGCUCUUCAAAGUCCUCUUCCUCUAAGUCAGGCUUUAACUCUCACUUAUGUCAGGGAAACUGUUAACGAUUCCCUUUGCUCCUCUUCCUGA